GAAAUACACUUCCUAGUUACUUUGUCACUUGGCUUCCUUUAACUGUCAGCUGUGCCUUCUACAACAACAGUAACUGCCCCGAAGAUAUUUGUGGUCUAGUCGCAGAGUCAAAUCCAUAGGGACACAGUUCCCCAGGAAGGAAGAAGUGAAGACAGCACUGUGCACUUCAGAUGUAAAGGAAAGACUUGUGAGAAUGGAGGAUUUCAGAAGGACGUACUUGCGUCUGUGUAAAGAAGGAGGUGUGGAGCCCCAGGAGAGUGUUGUGGUCCAGCUUCAGGAGAGCAGGGCUGCUCAGGGCUCCAGACUGGACCUGAGUGGACAGAGCCUGUCUGCAGAUACCUGCUCAGUGCUGGCCAGGGCCUUCCAAAAAGACACCAUCUUUACAGAAGUGUCACUCAGUGACUGCAUGCUCAGUGAGGAAGGUGCCAAAGUACUACUGACUGGACUGUUUGGCAACACAACUGUGAAAGUUCUGGAUCUGAAGGGAAAUAACCUGAGAUCAACAGGGGCUGAGGUGUUGGGAAAGUUGUUGGCUAGGAACAAGACUCUGCGUAGGCUCGUAUUGGAGUGGAAUGCGUUGGGGGUGUGGGACGAAGCCUUCUCUCUCUUUUGUGAGGGUUUGGCCUCCAACAGCGUGCUGACACACCUUGACCUGCGCAACAAUCAGAUCAACCACCACGGAGCGUCUGAGCUCGCUCUGGGACUCAAACGCAACGGCACCCUGGAACUGCUAGAUCUGAGGUGGAACAACAUUGGUCUGCUGGGUGGCAGGUCUCUCCUGGAGGCUCUGCAGAAGAACAAGAGCAUAGUGCAGCUGGAGAUGGCAGGGAACAACAUACCCAGUGACGUACUAAAAGCACUCGAGCAGACCACAGGGCACAACUCAGACAGACAGUCCACCCUGAGAGACAGCCACAGCAGGACCAAGGUCCUCAGCAAGGAGAUUCAGAUUCUGAAAGAGGAGAAGGGCCGGCAGUUCCUAAGCCUGAUGGAGACCAUUGACAGACAGAGGGAUGAGCUGGGACGCUCCAACAGGUCCACUUCCAUUCAGAUAGGUCAACUCCAGGAGGCUCUGAAUGAGAGGAAGUCAGCUGUCAACUCACUCACUGCCAAAUUGCAGAUGACAGAGGCUGCCCUCACCCUCUCUGAGCAGAAAAACCACAACAUGGGAGAGCUGCUGACACGAGUGAAGGCUGAGAAAGAAGAAGUGAGGGAACGGCAGAGCCGAGAGAGGAAAAAAGAGCAAGAGGACAGUGUGCUCAGGGAGGGCAAGCUCCUCCGAGAGACCCAAAACCUUACAGAGACCAACGUCCAACUCAGGAAUAAGGUGGAGGAGAUGGAGCGUAGGUGUAAGUCUCAGCAGCAGCAGAUCUUUGAGCUGAAGCAGGAACUGACCAACAGCACAGCUGAGUUCAAGCUGCGAUUAGCACAGGCAGAAGAUCGUCUGGAAAUGGAGAAGCGAAGAUCCAAGCAAGCCCUGGAGGACAUGGAUAAUCUGCGACAGAAAGAGGUGGAGCAUGUGAAUCGACAUCUAGAAGAGAGUGAGAGAGCCCUGCAGGAGCGCAUCUUUAAACUGGAGGGACAGCGAAUACAACUGGAAGAGGAACUUAGUAAAGCCAAGGCAGCAUGUGUGACAGAGAGAGCCCAGGCAGAGGAGGAACUGGGAAGAGUUCGUGCUCAAGUGCGUCUGGAAGAGCAGGAGCAUGUGUCAUCCUUGGAGGAGAAGCUUCGCUCAGUGCGCUCCUCCCUGCAGGAGGUGCAGCUCCACUGCUCCCAGCAGAAACAGACCAUCUCUGAGCUUCAAGCCAAGAACAGCCAGCAGAGCAUCGAGACGGACGGACUGCGCCGCAGGAUAGAGGAGCUUCAGCAGGAGCUGUCCGGUAAGGAGCAGGAGAAGGUGGCUGAGGUUAGCCGGGUGAGGGUGGAGCUGCAAGAGCAGAUCGGACACUUACAGGCAGAGAGAACGGCACAAGGAGGACUCAAAGAGAAGAUCAGUGCUCUGGAGAGAGAGAUGAAAGUACUGAGUAGUAACCACCGAGAGGCGCUCCUUGACAAAGAGAGUGAGAUGUCUUCUCUGCUGGAGAAGUUGCGGCUAAAAGAGGCAGAGAUCCAGAGAAUGAGGGAGGACGAGGCCCACAGAGCAAGCUACCUGCAGAGUGCUAUCCUCACCUAUGUUCAGGGCUCCCCUCUGGGACACUACAGCAGCCCCAAGAAAUGAUCCAGAGACCUCAACCUCUCAGCUGUAACCUCUGGACUCAAAGGUCAGGGGAGUCUGAAAACCUGCAGGGUAGAAAAAAUAUCAUGAUUUUGUGGACUUGAAACAUUUAGAAACAAAAUCAGGAGAAUUACAGUAAUAUGGGGGAGAUAAUUGGUGCAGGGAAAAAGGACUAUUAGCAGUAAUCACACCUAACACAGUACAGAUGCAGUCAAGAAAUGAAGGUUUUUAAAGUUUGGAAUUUUAAAAGUUUAAUUGUAUGGACCUUGUCUUUACUCCCAGUUACUGCUCCUCAUCAGGACUGGUUCAAUUUGAACUGUGGUCUGGUUUACUGCUGGGACUCUACAACCCACACACUAUCUAAAUACAAGCCUCACCACUGUUUUAGUCCCAACACAUGUACUUGACCAUUUACAGUAAGACAUAUAUUUUAACAAGGAUUGGAAACAUAUUUUCUAAUUGUUUUUUACCCAGUAAAGUUAGUCUGACUGACAACACCAAGGUCAAACUUUCUGCUUGACUGUGACAAGCUAUCUUGAAAAUGUAAAGGAUAAUGCCAGCGUAUUACAACUUAUGUUUUAUCUGAUCAUCCCCAUCAAAAUAAUAGCUGAGAUCUGGAAACAUGAUGACACCACUGCAACGAAAGUCCCAACAAACACGAGCAGUCAGACCAUCAGGCAGGUUGAAAACAUGCCAACAGUUGAUCCAUGUUAUCUAAACUACUCAAACUGAAAGUGAGUUCAGCUGAAAUGUCACUAAUAAUGCCUCAUUGAACAAGUAGGUCCAAGUUGCAGACUUGCAGAAAGUUUUUUCUGUGACCAAGUGACCAAACAAACCUGAAAAGUGUAAAAAAAAAGUGCACUGCUAAUGUUAGUUUGCAGUCUAGAAAGCUAAUUAGCUUGUCAGCUGCAGCACAUUGAACAGCUUAAAAAUGUACCUACAGAUGUCAAUCUCAGCAAUUAUCCAGCUGAGUGUGAUGUUAUUAUUACUAUUUUUAAUAAAUCUACUGCAGUUUGCAGGUUUUUUAGUUGGUCUGCCAGUCUGUCCAUCCAUCCAUUUACUCCUACAAUCUACUGGCCAGAUAUCCAUGACAUGUGCUGUGGAUAUUCAUGGUCCCCAGAGGAUGAAUACUAUACACCAGAUAUUUUAUGAUCUAAUAGGCAGAUUGUCAUGAGAUUUACUGAGCACAUUCAUUCUCCUGAGGGAAUGAAUGCUUUUGUAUGAAUGAACCCAUGACCUUUACACCACCACCACCACUGUCAGGACAAAAUGUACGUUUCUAGCCCAACUACUGUUGAACUUCUAUGAAUAGCUAAAUGAUCGAUAUGUUGGUGAUUCAGACCAACAUCUGGAUAUUAUGGGGUAUAAUGAACACUUCAGCCACAGGGCCUGAUAGGUGUGCAUUAGACUUUUACAUUUUUUUUACAUUUUUAACAAGUGACAAAGUUUUCUUGCUGGAUGAGAUUAUCACCAUCUGCAAAAACAUUGUCAGGGCACUUCAGCUCCUAAGAUUGUCCAAAGGUGCAAGAAGUGCUAAUAACAGCAGACAACCACUUUACUAUUGCAUCUUGAUUAUAGACUUAUAAAGACUUAUUUUAAAUAACAGUACAACAUUUUGGGAAAUACAUUUUCUUCCUUUCUUUCUGAACAUGAGAUGAGAAGAUAGAUAUCAAUCGCAUGUCUGAAGUCUUACAUACAAAGCUGGAGUCAGGAUGUGGUUACGCUGGUGUCAACAAAUAGUUCCGACACGCCCACUAAAGCCAUUAAAAGUCAUUUUUAUAUUUCUGUUUGUGUAUAGGUUAAACAAAUGAGAUACUACUUUAAAGGUAGGUGUAUUUGUGAACUUUGGACAGAGCCAAGCUAGUUGUUUCCCCCUGCCUACAGUCUUUAUGCUAAGCUAGGCUAACCACGUCUUGACUACAGCUUUGUACCUUACACAUAGACAUGAGAUUGAUAUCCAUCUGAACACCUCACACUCAGAAUGACAAUAAAUAAGCAUAUUUCCAAAAAUGUUGAACUAUACCUUUUAAGAAAGGAAUUUAGUGCUUAAUAUGAGACGAAACUACUGUUGAAAGGACAUUUUAUUUGCUAUGAUCACAGACCUGUCUUAAUGUUGUAUAUGUGCUUAGAUCAUUGCAAAAAAAUGUCCACUGGUAAUAGUUCAGCUCUAACAUUAACUGAGAUGAAGUGUGCUUAAAAAGAGUUGUCACUAACAUGCUGUCCAGUCCCGCUCUACUCAACUCAUUCUUCUUCUCCUCCUGAAUAAAUGAAUUAAAGGCAGAGUAGCAUUGUUAGCAUGUUUACAUACGAAAUGAGAUUUGGUCCAAAUUUGCCUUUAUACCGUAUCUGUCAAAUCACAAGUCUGCCCCUCUGCAGCUCAGAUACAAAAAGCAGUAAACUGAUUCACAAAUGUUCUCUGCUGUUUUUGCAAGUAAUAUUUUGCAAAUUAAACUCUGAAUGCAGUCUUUUAUAAUAUUUGUAUGAAAACAGCUGUUUAAUACCCUGAGAUUGUUUCAGAUAUGUGAUGGAUAUUUGUGAUUUUAUUUUUGCAGGUGUGUUUUUACCAUUUUGCCCUGUUUUUGAUGCAUUGUGUUUUGAUAUCAAUAAAAUGUGAUCAUUUCUGAA
Messenger RNA from Thunnus maccoyii (southern bluefin tuna), 4840 nucleotides. It is a transcript of the gene lrrc45, whose product is annotated as leucine rich repeat containing 45. The record is from RefSeq and is a predicted model, not a curated record. Gene Ontology annotation, molecular function: protein binding. The transcript has 18 exons. Gene Ontology annotation, cellular component: centrosome. Lineage: Eukaryota; Metazoa; Chordata; Actinopteri; Scombriformes; Scombridae. The coding region runs from base 194 to 2218 and encodes 674 amino acids.